AUGGAAUAUACUAGAUUGGGAAACACAGGCUUAUUGAUUUCAAAGAUAUCUUUUGGAAAUAUGGUAAAUUUUGCCCCUGAGGACGAAGAAGUCAAUACAGAGAUUAUCAAAACAUGCUAUGAAGCUGGUGUUAAUUUCUUUGAUUCCGCAGAAUUUUAUGAAAAUGGCUAAGCAGAAGCUUAAUUAGGAAGAUCCAUUAAGAAAUUAAACAUUCCACGUGAAAAGAUAAUAGUUUCUGUUAAGAUACAGGGCAAUAACUUUGACGGAGGAAACAAAGUUAAUAGGCUAUUCACCCUUAAUCGUAAACAUGUGAUAGAAGGUGUUAAUGCAUCGCUUGCUAGAAUGCAACUAGACUAUGCUGAUAUUGCUUUUGCUCACAUUUAUGAUCCAGAUACACCUAUCGAAGAAAUUUGUAGAGGAUUCAAUCAAGUCAUUGAAGAUGGAAAAGCCUUUUAUUGGGGAACAUCUAAUUGGAAACCUUAAUAAGUCUAAGAUGCAUUCAACUACUGUGACAAGCAUGGCUUAAUCAGACCUGUUGUUGAGUAAUGUCCAUAUAACAUGUUAACAAGAAACAUCUUAGAAAAAGAUUAUGUUGAUAUAUUUGAAGUAGGGUAUGGUACAACAAUCUACAGUCCCUUAUAAGGGGGACUAUUGACUGGAAAAUAUAAUGAUGGUCUUAUCCCUUAAGGUAGUAGAGCAGGUACUGAUAAUGGAUGGUUAACAAAAGAAUUAUCUUAUUCAUUAAUCUUUAAAAAAUUUUUGGAAGAUCCUGAGUCAAUAGUGAAACUUAAAAAAUUAGGAGAUUUAGCACAAUCGAUAGGAUACACUCAAACUUAAUUGGCUAUCGCAUGGACUCUAUAUAACAAAAAUGUAUCGACUGCAAUCAUAGGGGCCAAGAAUGUGUAAUAAUUGAAAGAUUCCUUGAAAGCCUUUGAGUUAUAUAAGAAGUGGGAUAAAGAACUAGAAUAAAAGGUUGAGGCUAUCAUAUAAAACAAACCAUAAUAAGAAUAUAAUUGGUAAACUGGAAAACCUUUUCCUGAUAGGAGAUGA
Messenger RNA from Paramecium tetraurelia, 1050 nucleotides. RefSeq lists its product as uncharacterized. The transcript is spliced from 3 exons. NCBI's taxonomy places the organism in Eukaryota, Ciliophora, Oligohymenophorea, Peniculida, Parameciidae. The record is from RefSeq and is a predicted model, not a curated record.